GACAGACUGUGUGUGCCGACUCCCAGCCUAGACCGCUGCCCUGCCUCUGACUCUUGGGGGCAGGUGUGUGUGACACUGUGUGUGUGACAGCGUGUGGGUGUGUGAUUCUCUGCAGCGUCUGGACAGGUUUCUUUUACCCGUUAUUGGUUUUAUACACAAACACCGCCAUCAUGUUGUGGACAGCGAGUCAAGCCUUACGGAGGUUCUCCACGUCGUCGCAUUACUACCAGAAUAAGCUCAAACUAGCUAUAAUUGGCCAGAGCCAGUUCGGCCAGGAGGUGUACAGCAACCUGAGGAAGCAGGGUCACAGAGUGGUGGGUGUCUUCACUGUGCCGGACAAGGAUGGCAAGGCUGAUCCCUUAGCGGUGGCGGCAGAAAAAGACGGGACGCCGGUGUUCAAGUUCCCGCGGUGGCGAGUCAAGGGGAAAGCCAUCCCAGAGGUGGUGGAGGCCUACAAGGCGGUGGGCGCCGAGCUCAACGUCAUGCCUUUCUGCUCCCAAUUUAUUCCCAUGAAUGUCAUCGACAAUCCCAAGCACGGCUCCAUCAUCUACCACCCCUCCAUCCUGCCCCUGCACAGAGGAGCCUCGGCCAUCAACUGGACCCUCAUACAAGGCGAUAAGAAAGCUGGUUUCACUGUGUUCUGGGCCGACGAUGGAUUGGACACUGGACCUAUCCUGCUGCAGGAGGAGUGUGCAGUCGAGCCAAAUGACACCGUGGACACACUAUACAACCGUUUCCUCUACCCAGAUGGGAUCAAGGCUAUGGUGAAGUCGGUUCAGCUCAUCGCUGAUGGAAAGGCCCCUCGAGUUCCCCAGACAGAGGAAGGAGCCAGCUACGAAGGCAUUCAGAAGAAGUCAAAUUCCAAGGUCAACCUGGCCCAGCCAGCUGAGGCCAUCCACAACUGGAUCCGUGGACAUGACAAAGUCCCUGGUGCCUGGACUCUCAUUGGUGGUCAGUCUGUGACCCUGUAUGGCUCGUCUAUGUUAGGGGGGGCGGUACCAGCUGGUCAGCCCCUGGAGAUCGAUGGAGCAUCUCAGCCUGGCCUGGUCACCAAGAACGGGCUUGUCCUACAUGGAACUGAUGGGAAAGCUCUCCUGGUAAGGAGCCUGCAGUUUGAAGAUGGGAAGAUGAUCCAUGCGUCCAAAUACUUCUCUUCUGGAGACAGUGCCAGUGUGGAGCUGACUGAUGAUGAGAGGAAGAUGGCAGAGGAGAUCAAGAACAUCUGGAAGGGUAUCCUCAGCAACGUCUCAGCCAUCGAGGACACCACAGACUUCUUCAAGUGUGGAGCUGCCUCAAUGGAUGUGGUCAGGCUGGUGGAGGAGGUGAAGCAGAAAUGUUCUGGUGUGCAGCUGCAGAGCGAGGAUGUGUACAUGGCCUCUACCUUCCAGGACUUCAUCCAGAUGUUUGUCCGCAAGCUGAGAGGAGAGGACCAGGAGGAAGAACUGAUUAUCGACUAUGAAACUAAGGACGUGAACAACAUGACAGUGAAGAUGCCGCACCAGUGCUUUAUCAACGGCAAGUUUGAAGAUGCAGAAAACGGGAAGUCCUACAAUACCAUCAAUCCUACGGACGGAUCUGUGAUCUGUAAAGUGUCUUACGCCUCAGUGGGGGAUGUGGAUCGGGCAGUGGUGGCAGCGAAAGAAGCAUUUGAAAAGGGACCUUGGGGCAGGAUGAACCCCAGAGAUAGAGGAAUGAUGCUUUACAAGCUUGCAGACUUGAUGGAGGAACACCAGGAGGAGCUGGCCACCAUCGAGUCCAUCGACUCAGGGGCUGUGUACACACUGGCCCUCAAGACCCAUGUCGGCAUGUCCAUACAGACCUUCCGCUACUUUGCCGGCUGGUGCGACAAGAUCCAGGGCAAGACGAUCCCCAUCAACCAGGCCAGGCCCAACCGCAAUCUGACCUUCACCAAGAAAGAACCUCUUGGUGUGUGUGCCAUUGUCAUCCCAUGGAACUACCCUCUGAUGAUGUUGGCGUGGAAGAGUGCAGCCUGCCUCGCAGCUGGAAACACACUCGUGCUUAAACCGGCACAGGUCACUCCACUGACAGCACUGAAGUUUGCUGAGCUGUCAGUUAAAGCUGGAAUUCCUAAAGGAGUCAUCAACAUUUUGCCAGGCUCAGGUGGCAUGGUGGGACAGCGUCUGUCCGAUCACCCAGACAUCCGCAAGCUGGGCUUCACCGGCUCCACACCUAUUGGCAAACAGAUCAUGAAGAGCUGUGCUCUAAGUAAUCUGAAGAAGGUUUCACUGGAGCUGGGAGGGAAGUCGCCGCUCAUCAUCUUCAGUGACUGUGACAUGGACAAGGCUGUUCGCAUGGGAAUGAGCUCUGUGUAUUUCAACAAAGGUGAGAACUGCAUUGCCGCUGGACGUCUGUUUGUGGAGGAGUCCAUACACGAUGAGUACAUCAGCCGAGUGGUGGCGGAGAUCAAGAAGAUGAAGAUUGGAGACCCUCUGGAUCGCUCUACAGACCACGGCCCACAGAAUCACAAGGCCCACCUGGACAAGCUGCUGGAGUACUGCGACAUUGGAGUGAAGGAGGGGGCCACGCUGGUGUACGGAGGCAGACAGGUGGACAGACCAGGUUUUUUCAUGGAGCCCACAUUGUUCACUGACGUGGAGGACCACAUGUUCAUGGCCAAAGAGGAGUCCUUUGGCCCCGUCAUGGUGGUGUCCAAAUUCAAAGAUGGCGACGUGGAUGGCGUGCUGCAGAGAGCCAACGACACGGAGUAUGGCCUGGCAUCCGGCGUGUUCACCCGUGACAUCAACAAGGCCAUGUACGUGAGCGAGCGGCUGGACGCUGGAACAGUAUUCGUCAACACCUACAACAAGACCGAUGUGGCUUCACCUUUUGGAGGCUUCAAGCAGUCCGGUUUCGGCAAAGACCUCGGAGAAGACGCUCUCUUGGAAUACCUCAAGACCAAAGCAAUAACUGUGGAGUAUUAAGCUUCUCCCAGAGAACUCUGACUCACAUCUGUGGAGGAAGGGACUCACUGGUCUGCUUCACUUAGACAUCCAGCGUCAUUCAGUAUUGCUUCUGGACAUUAUGUGUGCGUGUGUGUUUGAGGGUGUGCUGUGCGAGUGAAAGGAGUGCAUGGACAGUUUGGACAAUGUGCCUGUCUGUCCUAAGCUGUCUUUGGGAAAUUCACAUUACGGAUGAUGGACAUGCCAGGAUAUAUCCACAUAAGAACCCUAAAAGCCUGAGCUGGACGCUGUGUCACAGAGCUGAGGAGCCUCUGAUUAUACCGCCAACUUUUAGUGUGUUUCAUUUCAAAACACACUCACACAUGUCCACCUGAAAUCUAUUUUCAAACACUAGCAACAGCUCUUUAUAGAAUUUGAAAAAUCUCUCAUUUUACGCUUUGGAGUACCUUUGUAACUCCUUUGAAACAAACAUGGAUCAUGAUCAUGACGUAUCUGACCAUGAAUGUCGUCAUGCUCACACAGGACUUCAGUGGCAAACUACUUAACCAUAGAAAAAUAAACCAAAUAGGAACUCAGAAGUGAAGUUUCUAUCAUAAAACUACCAGUGCUUUGGACAGAAAAGGUCCUCCGCAGUGGGAAGGCAAGGCUCAAGCUAAAGCUGAAUCCAUGAUUCACCAAUGUUGACUGUUAAAAGAAAAUCAUCUUGGCUCCGAGUUGACUUAUUAGCUUUUUGUUUUCAAAGCUUUGAACUCAUAAUUAAUCAUCAGUUAAUUGUUAAAUGUGACCAAGCGUUUGUUAAAGAGCCAGUAAGUGGACUUUGAGCUAGGAGUAAAUUCAAAACCAGGUUGAACUACAGUUUCUACACCUGUGAUCACAUAACAACCCCGACAUGCUGGAGAACCUUUCACGUUUUUUGGAUCUUCUACUCCUACUAUAUCUGUAACAAGAUUCUUAUCAGUUUUUUAAAGAUAUAUAUGUAAAAUAGAUCUCCCUAACUUCCCAUAUUUUUAAUGUGGUAAUUUGACUGAGGCCCAGAAAUCACUAAAUCUGUCUCACUCUGGUUACUUUUAAUCAUUAGGCCAUGUUUGUAUAGAUUAGUCAAUUGCAUGUGUGACCUCCAGGAUGCUAGCAUAUCACAACGACAGUCGAACUACUAAAAACAUGUGCCCGUCCGUCUCUCUCCCUCUGUGUGAUGGACUAUAUACAGAUAUUUUCUGAUUUUGUUAUCGUCCUCACAUGCAAAAGACUUGUUGCACUUAUAGCAACAAGCAUCGACAACUCCAAUGAAGUAUAACAAUGCUUUGUAAAGGUGCAAUCUCUCUAUGUUAAUGUUGCACAGUACUGCAGUGUAUGGGAGACAGUCUACCCUCUGGAUUGAGAGUAACGCAUCAUCGAAAAAUAUCUUCUCCCAUAACGCGUAUAAUAUAUAUGCAGCAAUGACGAAUAGGAAAUAUGUUUUAAUUAAUUUUCCAGUUUAUAAGCUGAUCAAAUUGGAGCUAACUGGUCCUUUAGAAUUUAGCAGUGGGACCCGUUUAACACCUUGGUUCAGUUAGGCUAACCCUCUACUCUGCUUCCCUGUAGUGAGGGUCAGGUCUUUAAAGUGACAAAUAACCAUUUCCAAAGCGAAUAUAAUCUAACACUUACACACUAUGAAUGAUGUAAGUGAUUUUUGGCAUUGUGAUAUGACUCACUGAACAAAGUCUUAAUGAGUUUAAACUGACUUCAGAAGAGAAGCUAUUUUUUAGACUGAUUUGCUACCCUGUUGUUAUGUUUGCCCACAGUUUAGUUUACCUUUUAAGUGAGGACUUCUCCAAAGUUCUGUUAUAGGUAAUCUUUAUUUCUUGUCUCAACUUUGCUCCCAGGGGUAUUUGGAUCUGCAAAUGUAAUUUCCAUUGCAAAAAUGCAUGUACAGACAAAUCUGUAUGGUGUUAAAACACUGACUUGUCCUUACAUUAAGCUCCUGUCAGAUGUUUUGCACUUAAUCUCUGCCACUUGUUUACACCGUGUCCUUGCAGCUGUCAAUUUCCACAUCCUUAACUUUCCACAUUAAUUUCUUCCAUUUGUCAAAUUUGAUGUUUUGUAAAUAUUUUUUAACAAGCAAAAAGGAAAAAUAAAUAUCAGAUAUAUUUUUGACAUUGUAUUUGUCAGACAGAGGAACACUAUAUGUUUUAACACUAAAUUAUAUUCACUAAAGACCUAGAUGUUUCUAUGCAUCUCAAUUUGAAGUUUUCUCUUUGUCAUAUUUUGUUCGUGAAGGCAGCAAGGGCAACAGGAGCAAGUGUUUUCUUUCUCUCUCUUAUCCCUAAUAAAUAGUCCACUUUCAGCCGGUGAUGACACACAAUGUUAAAUAAAGGUCAAUUUGAAUUUUC
Molecule: messenger RNA, 5290 nt
Organism: Platichthys flesus (European flounder)
Lineage: Eukaryota; Metazoa; Chordata; Actinopteri; Pleuronectiformes; Pleuronectidae
Gene: aldh1l2
Product: aldehyde dehydrogenase 1 family, member L2
Exons: 23
Coding region: 171-2942 (923 amino acids)
Biological process (GO): one-carbon metabolic process; biosynthetic process; 10-formyltetrahydrofolate catabolic process
Cellular component (GO): cytoplasm
Molecular function (GO): formyltetrahydrofolate dehydrogenase activity; aldehyde dehydrogenase (NAD+) activity
Source: RefSeq, a predicted model, not a curated record